UUCAGGCACCUUGUUAAACAUCCAUUUAACGAAUUUAAUUGGAGACUACACAAAAGAGAAGUGUAUAAUAACAAUCAAUAUUCAUUCAGCAAAAACAAACCAACAAGUAUUGUGAGUUGAAUAUACUGGAAAACUUGAGGAGCGUAUUGGCACGAGUUGUCAAAUAAACAAUCAGGAUCAGUUUACAUCCAUUUAUUCUUUAUACAGCGCACGCGUUAGAUGAGUGCACAGUUUGUGUAAAGGCUUUAAAUCGAACGACAUGUGGACCUUCGUUUUAAUCGCGUUUAUAUUUGAUUUUUCCAUUUAUGCAAAUGUUUUGGGUGAUAAAUGGACGUAUACUGAUCGAUUCAUGUUUAGAAUAAACACAGUGGAUGUUGACUAUGUGAAGAAAGCGCUCAAAGUAGACUAUUCCUUCUUAAACGAGAUCAUGCCAGAAAUAUACGUAUUUCGGCACCGGAAUAUGAGUGGAGCUUUACCCGCGGACAAGUUGCAUCAAACAAUGCUCAAUGCGAACGGCAAGAUAAAAAAUAUAGAGCAAGUCAAAGAAGUGUCGUUGAAAGCUGUACAAAGCGACGAGGAACACUUACAAGCGUUAACCGCCAAUUCUAGACCUCAGAAGUUUGGCAUGGGGAUAGAAGAAGCAUGGGCAGAAAACAGAACUGGGCAGGGAAUCACAGUAGCAAUUCUAGAUGUUGGUGUAAACAUAAAACACGAACUCCUAACAGAAUGUAUUGACAAAGAGCUGAGUCGAAACUUUGUAUCUCAAUCGUCCGACGUUAGGCCAGACUAUCAAAUGGGCUACAAGGAAUUCUUGUCUUAUGCCGAUCACGGUACAAAUAUGUGCGGUAUUAUUGCUGCGUCCGGAGACACCAGAUAUGAGUGUGAUAAAGGGAUCGCCAAUAAAGCCAAAGUCGCAGUAUAUAAAAUUGCGACUGUAGACGCUUUAAGGAUGUGCAGACCUUGCAUGGCGAUGGAUCAUGUCGCGUCCGGACUUUCCUUCAUGCAGAAUAAGAUAUCCAUAUUUACCAAUGGGUUUGCUUUUCAAGAUCAAUUUCAAGAAAGCGAUUUCGCCAUUAAUGACGCGAUUGAGAAAGGCUCGAUCAAUGGACGAUAUGGUAGAGGAUCUCUUUACUUGUUUCCAUCGGGUGAACUAGGCAACGGCCUUGCAAACAACCCCUUCACCAUUGUCGUCAGCAGUGUUGGUUACAAUGGAAGUGUACCCAAUACAGUUUCCAACAGCGCAGCCGUGCUUACGUCCGCCAUGUCUGCAGGAAAAUCCGUAAAUACCAAAAGUCUGAUGACAACAUCCGGGAAACCUGGCAUGACUUGUGAAAAAUUCGGAGGUUCAUCUGCUGCGACAGCCAUCGUCUCUGCAAUCGCUGCACUUGUGCUUCAAACUAAUCCCCAACUCACGCGGAGAGAUGUUAUGCACAUACUUGUAAGGUCAUCUGAACAUCAGAGCGUGACGCAAGGGGUAGCUAACUUCCAUCGGAACGGGGCAGGGUUUUUCUAUCACGGUGUAUUUGGAUUUGGUUUGCUCAAUGCACAGAAAGCUACAACGUUGGCAGCUUCUUGGAAGCCGGUAGAGUCAUUGGUAGUCGUUGACAAGACGUCGCCAAGCACUUUCCGCUGCAACACGAAUAAGUGCACCAUCAAUGUCACCUGCGCGGACGGUUCAGGUUGUGUUACCAAGGUCGAAGAUGUCAGGGUUCGUGUAACGUUCGGAGUUACGGAUCCUAGUAGCACUAGGCUUCUGCUGACUUCACCAAGUGGCACGCGCUCUGUUCUCAUCGACACCGGUCAAGUAAAUUCUGCUGAUGUUGUCAGGGAUGUAUGGAUGCGGUCUGUGAACUUCUGGGGUGAGGACGGCACAGGAGUUUGGACUGUGGAGCUGGAUGUGCCUGAUGGAAAAGAGUCGCAGUUUACCGUUUCUGGGUUCACUUUAUAUGGAAUUGGUAUCCCGCCCCUGACUGGGUUACCUUUUAAUGACUCUAGUAUUCCGCUUGUCAAACGUUCGGCUCUUGGUGCCUCGUUAGCUGUGCUAUAUCCUGUCUUGAUAUUUACAGCUGCGGGCCUUUUCUUCUAUUAUAAAAUGUCAUAAUAAUUGUAAGUGCUGAUCUUUUUUGAAUUGUGUAUUCAGGAUGCACAUCAAGAUUUACUGGAUAAUUUACAAUACUGAUGGUAGAGCCAUAAGAAUGAGGGUUAGUUGUGGUCGUGUAUCGGGCGUCAGAGCAACAGUGCGGCCGUUUCACCAUUUCACAAUAUAAAUUGUGUAUACUCAGUUUGUUGUCAACAUUUUUGCCAUUCAGAUGUACACGAUCUCUACACAACACAUGGCUGCGCCACUCGUGAAAAAAUAUUUUCUAUGAUCACGAGUGAAUUAACAAACGAUCUUACAUUGACAUGACCAAAUAUGCUCUAUAUCUUCCUCUGUAAGAAAAUUUUCGGGGGAGGGGAGGCAUUUUCAGCAUGUAUACCAUUGAGUGUUUCAAGAACGAUUGAGCAUUUACAUCAUACGCGUUAUUUCAGUGUAAUUGUGAGUACAUAAUUAGCUUUCGAACAAUUGUUAGGUAACGAUUAUUUUUAUUUACUAUCAUAAACGCACAUGAAUAUUUACUUAAAUAAUGUAAAAUAUAUAGACCAUGCUAUAAAUCCGAUUAUCAUGUUUAAUAUUGACCGGAAAAAAUACUUAAAGAUACUUUAAAGCUCAAUACGUCCUUAAUAAAACCUAGCCAACACACCGUAACAUGUUUCUUAAUAUUUGACAAACACUAAGUGGGAUAAAAAAAAGUCGCGCCAACAACUUCAACUCAAUACAUCGUUUAAAUGAUACAUUCUGAUAAUAAUCUCUACAAACACACAGUUUGUGUUAUAAACAAGUGUAGUUAUACGAGUCUUCAAGAAAUAAACAUACCAAUGUUCAAGACAGUAAACUUUAUUUACGGUAGAUCAGCAAAAUAACUUAAUUAGUAAGCACAAAUAUCGGAAACAAAAGCUUAGUUUAAACGUAUUUAUUGCAUCAAAUAUGCAUGGGAUUGGAUUACAAGUUUUUGCAACAUUAUCUGGAUCCUCUCCCAGAUAAUUAUAUAACAUAAUUUACUAAAAUACAUUAGUAAUAGUGCAAUAACAUAAUCAGUUAGUUUAACACAGAUUAUACACAGAUAAAUAGACAUGAAAGUAGGUUAACAAUUGUAAAGUUAUUGAGAAUAGUUAUCUUCCAUUGUAUGCAUGUCAUUGACAAUUUUAUACAAAAUUUAAAACCUUGUUGAGCCUGCUAUGAAUGUCUGUACUGUUCUGAACACCAUUUCAUUAAAAUCCAAAGACAUGUUGGGUUCACCACAUAGCAACAAUUUAACAUUAAAGUUAUGGUUCAAUUU
Messenger RNA from Dreissena polymorpha, 3377 nucleotides. RefSeq names its product endoprotease aex-5-like. Bases 260 to 2101 code for a protein of 613 amino acids. Gene Ontology annotation, biological process: protein processing. The record is from RefSeq and is a predicted model, not a curated record. Gene Ontology annotation, cellular component: membrane. The transcript is spliced from 13 exons. NCBI's taxonomy places the organism in Eukaryota, Metazoa, Mollusca, Bivalvia, Myida, Dreissenidae. Gene Ontology annotation, molecular function: serine-type endopeptidase activity.